Cryptomeria japonica (Japanese cedar) is the source of this 1749-nucleotide messenger RNA. RefSeq lists its product as uncharacterized. The record is from RefSeq and is a predicted model, not a curated record. The transcript is spliced from 4 exons. Lineage: Eukaryota; Viridiplantae; Streptophyta; Pinopsida; Cupressales; Cupressaceae. Gene Ontology annotation, biological process: DNA repair; telomere maintenance. Gene Ontology annotation, molecular function: DNA helicase activity. Bases 1 to 1749 code for a protein of 582 amino acids.
AUGGGCGCUUCUAACAACAUCACCAUCAAUGAUCUCCAAAUUUUAGGCAAACGAGAUUACGAUAUUAACUUUGAUUGGGCCGAACCUCAUCCCACUAAUCCACUUCAUCUUACUAUUGUUCACUUCAUUUCCACAAAUAAAAUAAAUUGCCAACCUGCCCUUCUUCAACCACCUUCUUCUGCCACUGAUGCAUUCCCUUUGGCAGCAAAACAAAAACUUGCACUCGACCUUAUUCUUGCGCAUUACACAUCUCACCAAACCAUCCCGCCUCUACAUAUGAUUAUACAAGGCACUGCAGGCACUGGCAAAUCAUAUUUGAUACAAUGCAUUAGAAAAGAACUUAACCUCUCCACUACUCAAGAGCACAAUCCUUUGCUUGUACUUGCCCCUACUGGUGUAUCUGCAUAUAAUAUCCAAACAACAACAAUCCAUGCUACCCUGCUCAUCCCUCUUAGAGAUAUGCAGCCUUUGACAGGCCAAUCUUUAAUGUUCUUCCAAGAACAAUACAAACAAUUACAGUAUAUUCUAAUUGAUGAGAUGAGCUUUUUGGGUCCUAAAUUGCUUUUAAAAAUUGACAGCAGACUACGCCAAGCAUUCCCUCACCAACAACAUGAACCCUUUGGAGGUAUCUCAGUAAUCCUUGUAGGUGACCUUGGACAGCUACCUCUUGUCAUGGACAAACCCUUGUAUGCAUCACAUUCUACAACCCUAGCAUUAUGGCACUCUUUCCAAACUGUGGUAACCUUGGAUACAAGUUUCCGACAACAAGGCACCUCAAAUAUACAACAAUUUUGUGCAAUCUUGCAAAACAUUAGAAAUGCCAAUGCACUCCAAACAGAUUGGAAAGUUCUUAUGUCUCGAUCCUCCACUAAACUAGCUUUUGAUGAUAACAAACAGUUUGACUGUUCAAUUCCUUUAUUUGCAACAAAUGUAUUAGCCAAACACCACAAUACUAAAAUGUUAAAACAAUUGCACCUACCUGUUGCCCAACUUCCAAGGCAAACUAGCAUUGCAUAUGAUAAUGAUGAACAACUCCUUUCAGAAAUACUCCUCUCCCUCAAUGAAAAAGUAAUGUUAAUUGCUAAUCUAUGGAUACAAGUUAGCUUGGUCAAUGGCUCAUUAGGACAAAUCAAAUCCAUUGUCUAUGAUACAUAUUCUAAACCUCCUGACUUGCCAAAGUACGUAGUUGUUGAGUUUAAAAAUUAUACUGGACCUCAUUGGGACAAUGCAAAUCCUAAAUUUGUGCCUACUGCUCCUAUUACUCGAGGUAGCCACACUCAGCUCACCCUUGCAAUGGCUUGGGCUGUAACUAUUCACAAAUCCCAAGGCCUCACUUUGGACAAAGCAACAAUAGAUAUUGGAAAGACUAAAAAACAGGGGCUCACCUUCACUACAAUCUCACAAGUAAAAUCACUUCAAGAUCUAAGAAUUGAUCCACCUUUCACUUUUGAAAGAUUGGAACUGCUUCGUAUAUACAGUGCAAAUCUAAACGCCAUGCAGAAUUUCAUUGAUGCGACACACAUCGCUUACCUUCUCUAUUUUUGGGAUGUUUCAGGCUGCAAAAUAGAAUCAUUUUACCAAAGAGUCUUGCUCACUCCGUUUGCAUGCUGCCCCCCUGCAGGUACCAUUCUUCACAACACUUUCAGUGUAUAUAAGCCUUUUACGGUUUUCCUGAACACUUUCUCUUUAAAGAUUGCGCAUCAUAUGGUUCACUUAUACAUCUUCUUACAGCAGAUUGCUACGUCUUAA